Notodromas monacha is the source of this 474-nucleotide messenger RNA. The record is from the annotation of a GenBank genome assembly. NCBI's taxonomy places the organism in Eukaryota, Metazoa, Arthropoda, Ostracoda, Podocopida, Cyprididae.
AUGAACAUUUCCCUGGGGCUCUGUUGUGGUGUAAAAGUGUUCGGAAAUUUUCGGGAAUCAGUGCCGAAGUUUGAAACGUUGGUGAGGGUGAAACGGGAAAACUCGAAGAAGCUCCAUGAUGAAGUCAGCUUGGCCGGCAUCCGGGCUUAUCUGGACUUCUACCAAGAAAAGUACAGAGAAUUGCUCCAGUUCAAAAACUUGGCGGAUUGGACGUAUCACACCAACAUAACCCUGGAAAAUUCUGUUCAAAGGGAAUGGCAACACGUUUAUCCCAUUGUUUCUGAAUUCGGCGAAGCAGUUGGAUACAACAUCACAGAGAGUUUGAUCAACGCACCAACAGUUUUCCUGGGAGGAAGUCUGGAUGAAAGUUCUGGCAUCAUGAGUAACAGAUUUGCCUUUGCCAUACAUCUUAAUUUUUCUCUCAAUAUAAGGUCCAACGUCAAGUGCACGGCAGCCUAUCCAGUUGAGGCAUAG